Messenger RNA from Suillus subaureus, 1179 nucleotides. Its product is annotated as autophagy-related protein. The transcript has 7 exons. The record is from RefSeq and is a predicted model, not a curated record. Lineage: Eukaryota; Fungi; Basidiomycota; Agaricomycetes; Boletales; Suillaceae. Gene Ontology annotation, cellular component: cytoplasm; phagophore assembly site membrane; Atg12-Atg5-Atg16 complex. Gene Ontology annotation, biological process: autophagy of mitochondrion; autophagosome assembly; nucleophagy. The coding region runs from base 1 to 1179 and encodes 392 amino acids.
AUGUCUGCAUACGGUACUACGCGCCAUCACGGUCAGCCGUCUGCGAACUCUACUCCAGCAUCAACAACUCUUUUUCGUCGCCUGACAUGGGAGGGCACUGUUCCCCUUGAAAUUCGUGUAGACUCAAAAGAGCUGCCAGCGAAUUCCGAUCGUGGCCUGGAAUGUUAUUAUAUUCAAGCUCCUCGUGUCAGUUACUUGCCUCUUCUUAUGCCUGAGAUACGAAGGUUCUUGAUGGAUGUCGUAUUCGAUGAGGCAGCUGGAAAGAUGCUUAAGGAGGAGGAAUGGUGGUUCGAGAGCGAGGAAGGUACACUGUUGAAGUGGCACUGGCCGAUAGGGCUGAUCUACGAUAAUCACAUCAUCUCUGCUUCAAUUCGGCCUCCGUCUCAGACUUCCACAUCUCAUUACAAUCUGCAAGUGACUCCCUUGAAGCUCAUUCUCCACCUUGCAUCACCUCCCACAGAGAAGCUUCUUCUCUCACCUUCUGCGGAGUCGUGCAAACAAGCUUUCAUGGGGCAGCUCAAGGAGGCAGAUUUCGUUCGAUGGGGAAACACGAAGCGCAUGACUGGUCUCCGGAAGCAAGACCAGGAUGGUAUCUGGGAAGGCAUCAAAGAACAUAACUUCGAUGACUAUUGGCGCGUCGCAUCUAAGAUAGUGCCUACAACCGCGCCUGCACGGUCGAAUUCUCCACCACCUUCUACCAAUCCAUCGAUGCAUACAAGACCGCCACCUGCGGACCCGCAGAGUGCGCCGGAUCGUGAUAACGCUUACAACGUUCGCAGUGUCCCAGUUAGGUUGUAUUUACCUGAUGGGCCCGUGAUGCAAGACGUUGUCCCUCCGACCCUUGAAGAUGGCUCGGCGCAUACCCUGGUACAUUAUCUAUCUACGCAUCUUCCCCUCCUCUUCCCACCUGCACCAUACUCUGGCCCAGAACUCGCAUAUGCUAUGAUGCAUGGUGUGCUGGUGCCCCCUGAUGCGGAGAUGGCAUGGCUAGGGGCUUGUAUGGCGGGUGCAGAUGGGUGGUUCUCCGCUGUAGCCAACACUCUAGAUCUUGCACUAUUUACAACCAUCAUCUCGCAGCGGUGGCGCAGGCUAGGGGUUGAGGAGCUUGCCCCGAAGCUGCGCAUAGAAUCGACCCCUGACGCUCGAAGUUUGCCGGUCGGCGGGGAUGAGCAAGCUUAA